AUGUGUCAGUCAGAGGUGCCAGAGGUCAGACUGGGCGUCAACAGUUCUGACCCUCUGGUUAGAGAAGCUUUUCUAAUGACUUAUGACUACAUAGACUAACCAGUGGCAGUGCACAUGGAACCAUGUCCAGUCCCCACAGCCUGCACUGCAGCCAUUCGCCAUGCUGGCAAUGACCUCCACUGCCUGAUCCUCAUAUGUAUCCCGGACGAGCACUUCUUUCCCUCUACGCCUGGGACACAGCGCCAGGACCUGGCCUGGAGUACCGUACUGAUCACUGUACUGUCUGUACAUGUGCUAGCUGGCCAGAUGGCUAUACACUGUCAUGACAGUGGGGGUGGUGAUGUCCUGCCCCAGCUGAAGGAGUGUGUUGGGGCUUAUGUGGAGCAGGUCACCUGCCCUGAGAUAAGAGACAAGGGAAGUCGGCAUGGUUUUGUAUCACAUUUUGGAAAGCAGGACCUGAUUUGCCAGCUGAGAGUAUGCAGCUGGACACUUUUGUGGAAGAGAAUGUCUUAG
Molecule: messenger RNA, 513 nt
Organism: Oreochromis aureus
Lineage: Eukaryota; Metazoa; Chordata; Actinopteri; Cichliformes; Cichlidae
Gene: bcl2l16
Product: BCL2 like 16
Biological process (GO): regulation of apoptotic process
Source: RefSeq, a predicted model, not a curated record